AAGAAACCUAAAAGCCGCGACAACCGAUCCACAAUCCCUGAUUUUCACUUCCACAUCCAGGACAGCUGCCUCGCUUGCAAGGGAUUACCAAAAGAUCACCAAAAGACUCGACAAGACAGAACGGCCUCGUACCAAGCCAACGGGCAUCGGGCGAAACGUACCUCAUCUGGCAGAAUAGGCAGUUCUUGGCAGGAGACUAAGAUAUGGCAGGGCGGCUCACUUAUUCGUGAUGGAGCGGGGGAGGAAGUCUUGUGACACUGCCGUGCGAGGCCGAGAUAGCGGUCAAGCCUUUUACAUUUCGGCUGGAUACUUUUUCAAUCUCGGUUUUCUCCGCGCCCAGACUGUGGCAUUUGAAGAUCAGGGUCCACACCCUGCCCGACGGGACAAUGCAGGCUCGGCAGGGUUCUCCUCCCGCACACAUCAAUCAUUUCGGCCGAGUACCCACGCAGAGUUUGCGUCGGGGAAACUUGCCUGUUUCCGAAAAUGGAAAUACGCCAAGAUUGCGGCCGCCCGCCGCCCUACCACAACUUUUGCAACGUCUGUUCCCAAACCAGAAAUUUUUGCCGGUCAUGGAUGGAAAAGAUCGGUCGAGAUCGUCUCAUAUGCUCAUCGGACGAGGGGAACCUGGGAAUUUGUUCAAGUGUUGUGCUAUGACCACGUGGGGGACGCCGCACAAUUGGCACAUGGGGCGAACUUGCGAAGUUCAUCCCUGUUUGGCAAUGGAGGCGUAAACUGGUGUGGAAUAACAGGAUGGGGUACGGAUGGGUACGUACUCAACCAUCUUCAUCGUAGCACCAGGUUCCAGCAGGUCGAGAUUUGCCAGCUCAAAGGAUUGGCAAAUGGGAUGAUCUGAGUUUCACCCCUUCUUUUCCAUCUUGGUCUACCUAAAUCGUGUCGGUCAUCUCCACGGAGGCGAGGACAAGUCAGGGAAGCAGUAUAAAACUCUGUCUGCCUCCGAACACACCGGUCGCCCCUAUG
Messenger RNA from Parathielavia appendiculata, 978 nucleotides. RefSeq lists its product as uncharacterized. The transcript is spliced from 2 exons. Lineage: Eukaryota; Fungi; Ascomycota; Sordariomycetes; Sordariales; Chaetomiaceae. The record is from RefSeq and is a predicted model, not a curated record. The coding region runs from base 230 to 853 and encodes 207 amino acids.